This is a messenger RNA of Pelagomonas calceolata, 2522 nucleotides long. The record is from the annotation of a GenBank genome assembly. Lineage: Eukaryota; Pelagophyceae; Pelagomonadales; Pelagomonadaceae.
GCGAUGGGCAAGAAGACCGGCGGCUUCCAGGCCUUGGGCCUAGAUGCGCAGCUCCUCAAGGGCGUCCUCGGCAUGUAUUCGCAACCGACGCCCGUGCAGCGCGCCGUCCUGCCCGCGGCUCUGGAAGGCCGCGACGUCGCCUGCAUGGCACGAACCGGAGCCGGCAAGACCGCGGCCUUCUUGAUACCGCUACUGCAGCACGUGACGCGAUCGAGGCGGAAGGACGAGCCCCCCUCCGCGACUGUCCUGUCGCCGACGCGCGAGCUCGCCCUGCAGACGUACAAGUUCAGUACAAAAAUGGCCAAGUUCUGCGUCGGCGUUGACGGCGAACGCUUCUCCCAAACACCGUUGGUCGGUGGUGAAAGCAUCGAGGGCCAGUUCAACGCCCUGGCGAAGCGACCGGCAGUCCUCCACGCGACGCCGGGCCGACUCGCGCACUUGCUCGAAGAAGCGCCGGCUUCUCUCAUCACGCUAUCAGCAUGUAGACUGGCGGUCUUCGACGAGGCGGAUCGGCUGUUCGAGAUGGGCUUUGCGUUACAACUCCAACAGUUGUUGCGGGCGAUGGCUCCAUCUAGACAAACUUUACUAUUUAGUGCCACGAUGCCGCGGGCCCUGGCGCAGUUCGCGCGCGCUGGUUUAAAAGAUGACGUCGCUCUCAUUCGAUUAGAACAGGAGACGAAGCUGUCCGACACGCUGCGAGUGGCCUUCUUCCUGACGAGACCUAGAGAUAAAGUGGCCGCAUUCUGCGCUUGUCUGAAGUUAGUGGUACCCGACCCGUCGAAACUGACCAUCGUCUUUGUCGCAACUCGCCACCAUGCGGAACUUUUAUUAGCUUUAUGCAGGGUGGUGUUUCCCGAGAGAAAAGCCCAUGCUAUAUAUGGUACUUUGGACCAGCAAGCUCGCACGGACCACCUCAAGGCCUUCCGCAAGGGCGACGCGCCGUUACUCAUUGUCACUGAUGUUGCUGCAAGGGGUCUAGACGUCCCGCUCGUCGAUGCAGUCAUAAAUUACGACGCGCCCGCGGCCGCGCGACUCUUCGUCCAUCGGUGCGGGCGGGCCGCGCGGCAGGGGCGGCCGGGCUUGGCCGCUACGCUCGUGGAGCCCGACGAGCUGCCGUACGUCGUGGACUUGCACCGGUUUUUGGAUCGGGAGCCCUCGGACGACUCCGAACCGUAUUCGGUCAAGGAGUGGACUCCCCAACAGGUGCACUACGGCCAGAUUCCGCGGGAAGUACUAGAUGCAGAAUUAUCAGUACUGGAGAACGCUAGAAAGGACGACUCGUCGCUACCAGCGCUCGAGAAAGUGGCUUCGAACGCCAGUCAACAGUACAAGCGGUCUAGGCCCUCGGCGUCGAAGAAGGCCGCGCAGGGUGCCAAAUUGCUACGAACGUCCGAACCGCACCCGUUGUUCAAUACCGGCAGCUCAGACGCUUUACGGAGGGCCAUUUCCGGCUACCGGCCGCCCCAGUCCAUCCUCGAGCUCAAGUCCAAAGAUGAGUCGCUGGGUGCCGCUGCCAAGGACUUCCGCGCGAAGAUCGACCGGAAAAAGGCCCUCGAGGAGCGGCGCUUGCCAGUGCAUAAAUCAAAUUGUCGCGGCGCGUCUCCGCCACUGCUGAAUCAUGAUCUCCACGCCAUCGACGCGACGCCUGCUCGAUGGCGUGGCAAUGGGAGUCUCAAACCACUCGAUUCGGUCAGCACCCGGACUCACUGGUUGAUUUAUGCGCAGGCGUUUGCAAGCCGCCGAGGCCGCCGCCGAGGCCGCCGCCGCCGACGACGACGACGACGACGAGGAGGCCGCGCCCGCACCACCGCCGCCCCCGCCACCCGUGGAGCGCAAGCGUCGAUUAUCAAAGGCCGAACGGCGCGCGCUCAAGACCGGCCAGGCACCGCGCGUAGUGCCAAAGAAAGCCAGUACGUCCUUCAAAGAUUCCACAUAUAUACAAUAUGGAGACGCGCGCCAGGAGGAGCUGGAUCAUUUACUGAAUGACGCGAGGAGGGACGACAGUGCCGCGGGCGCGGGAUUGCAGAUGCUGGAAGAGGCGUUGCUCGAUGUGGCGCCCGACGAGGCCUUAGAUAUGUUGAAAAGGAAGUCCAUGCACAAGUGGGACGCGCGCAAAAAAAAAUAUGUGCAGCAGAGCGUCUCGGAAAUCAUCGACACGCGCGGCAAGAAGCAGAAAAACGAGUCCGGCCAGGACGUGAAGAAGGGCGCGACGCGGGGCGAGCUCUACCGGAAGUGGCGCGAGCGCAAAGGUGCUGACGGGGAGAAGGUCGACUACCGCGGGGCCAAGGGUUCUCGCGGCAAGGCGAAGAAGAAGGCUCCCUCUACUGCAAGGCCGGUGAAGGAUGAAGUGAGAAAUGCGGCGCAGAUCGCCAAGCAACGUAGGGAGAAGCGCGACCUGGCGCUGAAAAAUUUACCGAAAGCUAAACGGCGCGCCCUGACGCAUAAGAAGUAGUGUUUGUUAUCCAGACGCCACCGCCGCGAUCGAAGAGAGAUAGACUAGUAUUUUUUUACAGCCGCUACAU